Molecule: messenger RNA, 558 nt
Organism: Rotaria socialis
Lineage: Eukaryota; Metazoa; Rotifera; Eurotatoria; Philodinida; Philodinidae
Source: the annotation of a GenBank genome assembly
AUGCUGGUAGCGAAUACAGUUGGUGCCGUAGUAGACAUCAUCUUUAAUUUGCCACUUGGCAAACUUGACGCUUCUCAUGCAUGGCUUGACUUGUUGACGUAUACGCUACAAAUUUAUUUCGAUUUCUCAGGGUAUUCCGAUAUGGCUAUUGAUCUUGCUCAUAUGUUUGGCAUUCAAUUUCUUGAAAAGUUCAAUUAUCCGUAUGUGUCUCGUUCAAUUCGAGAAUUCCGAAGACGUUGGUAUAUUUCAUUUUCAAAUUGGUUUCGCAAUUACUUAUAUAUUUCACUUGGUGGCAAUCGCGUCUCAGAAAGUCAUAUCUAUUUAAAUCUUUUAACUGUCUUUUUACGUGGUGGUUUUUGGCAUGGUGCUAGUUGGAAUUUCAUCAUUUGGGGACUAUUUCAUGAAGCAUUCUUAGUAUUAGAACGCACUACAAUAUUCACAUAUACGCUACAGAAAAAAAUACCAGAGUUUCCAACAUUUGUAUACGCUAACUGUAAUAUCAUUGGGAUGGAUAUUUUUCCGAUCGCCAACUGUGAACCAUUUGAUUGGAUUUACUAG